Molecule: messenger RNA, 462 nt
Organism: Aureobasidium melanogenum CBS 110374
Lineage: Eukaryota; Fungi; Ascomycota; Dothideomycetes; Dothideales; Saccotheciaceae
Product: putative 40S ribosomal protein S15
Exons: 4
Coding region: 1-462 (153 amino acids)
Biological process (GO): translation; ribosomal small subunit assembly
Cellular component (GO): ribosome; cytosolic small ribosomal subunit
Molecular function (GO): structural constituent of ribosome; RNA binding
Source: RefSeq, a predicted model, not a curated record
AUGGCCGACUCUGAAUACAACGCCGAGGAGGCUGCCGCCCUCAAGGCCAAGAGAUCCUUCAAGAAGUUCACCUACCGUGGUAUCGACCUUGACCAGCUCCUCGACCUUUCUUCCGAGCAGCUCCGCGAUGUCGUCCACGCCCGUGCCCGCAGACGCUUCAACCGUGGUCUCAAGCGCAAGCCCAUGGGUCUGAUCAAGAAGCUCCGCAAGGCCAAGCAGGAGGCCAAGCCCAACGAGAAGCCCGACCUUGUCAAGACUCACCUCCGUGACAUGAUCGUUGUCCCCGAGAUGAUCGGCUCCGUCGUCGGUGUCUACUCCGGUAAGGAGUUCAACCAGGUCGAGAUCAAGGCCGAGAUGGUCGGUCACUACCUUGGUGAAUUCUCCAUCUCAUACAAGCCCGUCAAGCACGGUCGCCCCGGUAUUGGUGCCACCCACUCUUCCCGUUUCAUUCCCCUCAAGUAA